This is a messenger RNA of Penicillium malachiteum, 1560 nucleotides long. RefSeq lists its product as uncharacterized. Gene Ontology annotation, molecular function: carbohydrate:proton symporter activity. Lineage: Eukaryota; Fungi; Ascomycota; Eurotiomycetes; Eurotiales; Aspergillaceae. The record is from RefSeq and is a predicted model, not a curated record. Gene Ontology annotation, cellular component: membrane. The transcript is spliced from 3 exons. The coding region runs from base 1 to 1560 and encodes 519 amino acids. Gene Ontology annotation, biological process: carbohydrate transport; transmembrane transport.
AUGUUCGCCUCAAUUAAGCAGUCUGCUCUUUACCAGGAGAUGAGUCCCCGCUUAUUCUUCAUUGGAUCCUUUGUCUCAUUGGGAGCCAUGGGAUUUGGCUACGAUAAUGGUUGGUGGGGAGGUGCUCUGGAUCUUCAACCAUUUGGGGAGAAGUAUGGAAGCUGGGAUGCCGCUGAUAAUUCCUGGUCCAUUCCUUCUGUGAAACAAUCUGCAGGUACUGGUACUGGCUCUGCUGGCAUUAUUAUCGGCUGUCUUGUUGCACCUUGGCUGUGUCAAAACUUGGGCCGCAAACCAACAUUGUUGGCUAUGGCAAGUAUGCUGACUGCGGGCUGCCUGUUAGAAGCUACGGCAGUAAUCUCGUUCUGGCAGCUGGUUGUUGGUCGUAUUGUUGUCUAUUCGGGUAUCGGGUUGGCAUCUAACGUGGUGCCUAUGUACCAGUCGGAGUGUGCGCCUCCAAGAAUUCGCGGUGCUUUCCUGACCGCAUACUCUUUCUGGAAUACAUUUGGUGGCUUCUUAGCCAACCUUGUAGUAUUUCUAUGCCAGAACUUGACUACCAAAUGGGCCUACUUAGCUCCCGUCCUAUGCCAGCUUCUGGUUCCUUUCGGUAUCGUGCUAUCUUAUUCGUUUCUACCCGAGACUCCACGUUUCCUAGUCUACCGAGGUCGAUUCCAAGAGGCUGAGGCCGCUAUAAAAGCCCUGUACGGUCCAACUUAUAAUGCCCUGGAGGAAGUGCAACUUUUACAGCUUCAGGUUGAAGAACAAAGGGAGCUUCAUAAGGCUACAAGUGUGCUAGACUGUUUCAAAGGCACAAAUUUCCGACGAACUGUGAUUGCUGCUGGUACUCAGAUCCUGCAGCAGGCUCAAGGAAUCUCCUUCGUCAACAACUUCCUCGUGACAUUCAUGGAGCAACUAGGAUUUUCUGAUCCACUGAAAUACAAUGUCAUUCUCACAGCCUGUGGUAUUGUGGGAAAUUGCAUCUCCUUCUAUACAUUUGACAAGCUCGGCCGACGCAUGAUUAUGUUCUGGGGUGCCUUCGUCAUGGGUGCUAUGAUGAUUGGCGUUGGUGGUACUACCGCUAAUGGUUACAAUAUUUUAUCAACAAUGACGCAAAACGGCUGCAUUGCUAUGCUCAUUCUUUGGUACUUCUUCUACUGUCUAUCAUGGGGUCCUGGCGCAUGGAUUCUCAGUGGCGAGAUUGGAACUGGUCAACUGCGUGAGCGAACUCUACUUUUGGCCUCGCUGGGUAGCUUUGUCACGUCUGUGCCUAUCAACUUUGUCAAUCCAUAUGUUCAGGCUGAGAUUGGAGGUCGGACUGCGAUUAUUUACGGCAGCUUCUCUGUUGCCUCCAUGGCCUUCAUCUAUUUCCUCCUUCCUGAGACCAAGGAUCGAUCCUUGGAGGAGCUUGAUGAAAUGUUCCAGCAGAAAAUUUCUACUCGCAAGUUCAAGAGCUAUAUCUGCACUGGUCUUGGCGCUCAGAUCAGACAAGUGGAGAACAAGGAAGACGAAGCAGAGUUCAAGAGCAAGACCAAUGAGAUUGAGCAUGUGGAAGCUGCUUUUUGA